Molecule: messenger RNA, 1146 nt
Organism: Vigna radiata var. radiata (mung bean)
Lineage: Eukaryota; Viridiplantae; Streptophyta; Magnoliopsida; Fabales; Fabaceae
Product: casein kinase 1-like protein 3
Exons: 14
Coding region: 1-1146 (381 amino acids)
Biological process (GO): peptidyl-serine phosphorylation; signal transduction; endocytosis
Cellular component (GO): nucleus; cytoplasm
Molecular function (GO): protein serine/threonine kinase activity; ATP binding
Source: RefSeq, a predicted model, not a curated record
AUGGCGAGAAUCCUUGGAGGAAAGUAUAAAAUCGGUGAAAAAAUUGGGAGCGGAUCAUUUGGUGAAAUUUACAUUGGAUCACAUAUAGAUACUUCUGAAAUCGUAGCCAUCAAAAUGGAGAGCAGGAAAAGCAAUCAACCACAGCUAUUGUAUGAGUCCAAUUUAUAUAGUAUUCUUCAAGGAGGAAGUGGAAUUCCAAAAAUGAAAUGGUGUGGCUCUGAUGGGGACAAUAAUGUUCUUGUUAUUGAACUUCUGGGACCAAGUCUUGAAGAUCUCUUUUACUUCUGUGGCAAUAAAUUAUCUCUCAAAACAGUUUUGAUGUUGGCUGAUCAGAUGCUUACACGGAUAGAAUAUUUACAUUCUAAAGGAUUUUUGCAUAGAGACAUCAAACCUGAUAACUUCCUUAUGGGUCUCGGAAAGAAAGCAAAUCAGAUUUACAUGAUUGACUUUGGACUAGCAAAAAGAUACAGGGAUCCCAUCACAAAUAAGCAUAUCCCUUACAGAGAAAACAAAGGUUUAACAGGGACUGCCCGUUAUGCAAGUUACAAUACUCACUCAGGAAUUGAGCAAAGUCGUCGAGAUGAUUUGGAGUCUCUUGGCUAUGUUUUAAUGUACUUUUUAAGAGGAAGUCUUCCAUGGCAAGGUUUGCAAGCUGCCACCAAAAGACAAAAGUAUGAUAAAAUUUGCAAAAAGAAGUUAUCAACGCCCAUUGAGGUACUUUGCAAGUCAUAUCCUGUGGAGUUUGCCUCUUACUUUCAUUAUUGUCGCUCUUUGACAUUUGAUCAACGACCAGAUUAUGGUCUUUUGAAGCGUUUGUUUCGUAAUCUGUUCACUCGUGCAGGAUAUGAUUCUGACUAUUUAUUUGAUUGGACUAUUCUAAAAUAUCAACAGAUGCAACAACAGAAGACACAAAGUCAACCAAAUGCUCCACUAGCUGUGCCUACUAGUCUUGAACCACUGGAGGAGGAUAAUAAUAAAGGAGUCAAUGGUUCAACUCAACUUGAUGCAGAAAGACCAUUAAUCAGUGUUGAUCAUCAACGGACUGUGAACAAUGGUUCAUCUAUGCCCACUGCUAUGCCCAGAGUCUCCACAGAAAAUGUCUCAAAACCAGUAAGGCUUCGCCGAGUUUCAUCAACAAAACAAUAG